AUGAAAGACUUGCUCUCUGAGAAGAAAGCCUUGAAUGGAGAUGAAACAGUGGUCCUGACCAAGGAUUGUAGUGCACUCAUUCAGAGAAAGCUACCAAAGAAGAUGCCAGAUCUUGGGAGCUUUCAAAUCCCUUGUACUAUUGAGAAUAUCACUUUUGACAAAGCUCUUUGUGAUAUUGGCUCAAGUAUCAAUCUAAUGCCUUUGUUUGUAAUGAGGAAGCUGCAAAUUCAAGAGGCACAUCCUACAAAGAUAGUACUACAGAUGGCUGAUAAGUCUCUAAGGCAAGCACAUGAGCUAGUGAAAAAUAUCUUGGUCAAGGUUGGAGAGCUUUUCCUCCCUGCAAAUUUUGUAGUACUUGACAUCGGAGAGGAUGCAAUUGACUCUAUCAUUCUAGGAAGACCAUUCCUAGUCACUGGGAAAGCUCUUAUUGAUGUUGAGAUAGGUGAAUUGGUUCUGAGGCUACAGGAAUACUAUUUGGUUUCCAAGGGAAGUAUAGGAUGGAAGAAGUGA
Molecule: messenger RNA, 510 nt
Organism: Arachis stenosperma
Lineage: Eukaryota; Viridiplantae; Streptophyta; Magnoliopsida; Fabales; Fabaceae
Exons: 2
Coding region: 1-510 (169 amino acids)
Source: RefSeq, a predicted model, not a curated record